UCCAAGCAAGUCAGUUGUUCUGGGUGUGUGAGCGAGUGAGCAGCAAGUCGAGGAAAGAAAAAUCAGCUCCUCACCUCGCGUACGAUUGUUUUGUUUGAUGGACGACGCGAAGAACUAGGAAUCGAAAAAAUCGGUCGUUGAAAUUUUGCGGCAUAAAAAGUGACUUCCGUUGCGUGAAUCUGUGCUGAAAGUGUUGCUUAAUGUGGUCCGCCGCGGCGUCGAGUGGAAUUGCACCUUGAUUCUGUUUGUUGUUGUUCUGUGAGCGCGGAUCGUCGUCAGGAUGGAGGAGGACACGGAGUACAAAAAGUUGCCCAUCGACGAGCGGUGCGUGCACAAGGUGUGGAAGGCCCGCGUGGAUGGCUACGAGGAAGCGGCCAAGCUGUUCCGGACGAUUGACGAUGAAAAGUCUCCGGAAUGGAACAAAUAUCUCGGCUUGAUCAAGAAGUUUGUGACCGACAGCAAUGCGGUGGCGCAGGAGAAGGGCCUGGAGGCGGCGCUGGUGUUUGUGGAAAACAGUGGCAAUGCGGGCAAGACCGUGGGCGAAGUCAUGGGCGGAAUCAUCACCAAGUGUAUCGGCGCUCCGAAGGCCAAAACCAAGGACCUGGCGGUGCAGAUUACGUUGAUGUACGUUGAGAUUGAACGGCAUGAAGUUGUGCUGGAAGAGCUGCUCAAGGGCACGGACCAGAAGAACCCGAAAAUUGUGGCGGCUUGUGUGGCCGCGGUGACACAGGCGCUGCGUGAGUUUGGCAGUAAAGUGAUGAGCAUCAAGCCGAUCGUCAAAAAGCUUCCCGCCCUGCUGAGCGAUCGUGACAAAGCGGUUCGUGAUGAAGCCAAAACGCUCACCAUCGAGAUCUACCGCUGGAUUGGGGCGGCGUUCAAGUCGCAGAUUGCCUCGCUGCCGGCCGUUUUGCUGGCCGAGCUGGAAGCGGAGUUUGAAAAGGUCAGCGGAGAGAAGGCCGUUCCGACGCGGUAUCUCCGGUCACAGCAGGAGAAACAGAUGCUGGCCGCGGUUGCCAUUAGCAGUGGUGAGGUGGACGAUGGCGCCGAUGCCGAUGAGGUCGAUGAGGCCGAAGAGAUCGACCCGAUGGACCUGAUCGAUCCGGUCGACAUCUUGUCCAAGCUGCCGAAGGACUUUUAUGAAAAGUUGGAGGCAAAAAAGUGGCAGGAGCGGAAGGAAUCGCUCGAGGCGUUGGAAACGUUGCUGCAGAAUCCAAAGCUGCAGCCGGGCGACUACGGUGAUGUGGUUCGCGCUCUCAAGAAGGUCAUCACCAAGGACUCAAACGUGGUGCUGGUCGCGCUCGGUGGCAAGUGUUUGGCCAUGCUGGCCAAGGGGCUGGGAAAGAAGUUUAACACGUACGCCGGGGCCUGCGUUCCGGCCGUGCUUGAAAAGUUCAAGGAAAAGAAGACGAACGUCGUGACGGCGCUGCGCGAUGCGAUCGACGCCAUGUAUCCGGCCACGACGCUCGAAUCCAUCCAGGAGGACAUCCUGGAGGCGUUGGCCAACAAGAAUCCCAGCGUAAAGAUGGAAACUGCAUCAUUCCUGGCGCGAGCCUUCUCCAAGACGGUGCCGACCAUACUCAACAAGAAGCUGCUGAAGGCGUUCGUGACGGCACUGAUCAAAACGCUGAACGAGUCCGAUCCGGCCGUUCGAGAUGCGUCCGCCGAGGCGCUCGGAACGCUGAUGAAGCUGGUCGGCGAGAAGGCCAUCGGUCCGUACAUUGCGGAGGUGGACGCCCUCAAGCAGGCCAAGAUCAAGGAGUGCUGCGAUAAGGCCGUAAUAACGGUGAAGAUUCCCGGCCCGAAAAAGGAGCGACCUGCUACGGCUCCUCCCAAGACGAACGCCGGACCGGCUACCGGUGCGGUCAAGAAGGGUGGAUCGACGGAGCCCAAACCGGUGGCGAGACCGGCCACGGCUGGAGUGAAGAAACCAGCAGCCACGAAGAAAGCAGCAGCCGGUGGUGGAGGAUCGGGCGUUGCCAAGUCCGCAAGCGCUUCUAAAGUCCUCCCAACAGAACGAGACAUGUCGCAGGAAGAGAUCGACGACCGGGCCGCGGAGAUUCUGCCCGCGGACGUAACUCAAGGCCUCGGAGAUUCCAACUGGAAGACGCGACUGGCAGCGGUCGAAUCUCUCACCGGAGUUAUUGCUGAUUUGGACCCGAAAGGUGGCCACUCCCAGGUGGUUCUGCGGACACUCGCCAAGAAGCCCGGCCUUAAGGACACCAACUUCCAAGUGCUCAAGGGGAAGCUCGAGAACGUCCGAGCGGCGGUCGAAAGGCUUGGCAUCACCGCAACGACGGCCGAUUACAUCAUGAACGACAUCACGGAGAAGCUGGGUGACGCCAAGAAUAGCGGGCCGGCCGGACUGGCCCUGACGGCGAUUGCCGAAGCCAUCAAGCUGGAAUAUGCCGUGGCGAAGGUGAUGGAAUUUGCGUUCGAGCAAAAGUCGCCAAAAGUGCAACAGGAAGCGCUAACCUGGGUCAACAAUGCCAUCAAAGAGUUUGGCUUCCAGGUCAACCCAAAGCUACUGCUCGAAGACUCCAAGAAGGCGGUGCAGAGCAUAAAUCCGGCCGUGCGAGCCGCCGGCAUUACCUUGCUCGGAACGAUGUACCUCUUCAUGGGCAACACGCUGGCGAUGUUCUUCGAGAACGAGAAGCCGGCGCUGAAGCAGCAAAUUCAGACCGAGUUUGACAAGUGCGCCGGCCAGCGACCUCCGGCCCCGACCCGGGGACUGUCCAAGUGCGCGAGCAAGGCCUCGGUGGACGACCUCGACGAUGAUGGCGAGGUCGAAGAACAGCCGGCGAUCAACAUGAACGAUCUGUUCCCACGCGUGGACAUUUCGUCGCAGAUUACGGAGGCACUGUUGGCGGAAAUUUCCGACAAAAACUGGAAGACCCGCAACGAGGGGCUUGAAAAGUUGAGGGCGAUCAUCGCCGAGGCGAAACUGAUCAAGUCCAACCUGGGAGAUUUGCCACAGGUAUUAGCCCAGCGGUUGGUCGACAGCAAUGCCAAGAUUGCCCAGACUUCGGUGGAGCUUUGCCAGCAGAUUGCGGUCGCGAUGGGACCUCCGAGCAAGCAGUACGUGCGUGUUUGGUUUCCGGGCAUUGUGAAGGGUCUUGGCGAUAGCAAGGCGUUCAUCCGGAGUGCGUGCAUUACUUGUAUCAACAUCAUGGGCGACCAGGCUGGCUAUAAGGAGUUUUUCGAGAGUGAAAUGAUUGCCGAUGCGCUGAAGACGGGCAGUCCGGCACUCAAAACCGAAGUGUGGGGCUGGUUGGCGGAAAAAUUGCCCGGACUGCCGACCAAGAGCAUCCAGAAGGACGAGUUGCACUCGUUGCUGCCUCAUUUGUACGCCAACAUCUGCGAUCGGAAUGCGGACGUGCGCAAGAAUGCCAAUGAAGCCGUGCUGGGAAUCAUGAUCCACUUGGGCUACGAAGGCAUGGUUAAAGCGCUCGACAAACAGAAGCCCACCUCGAAGAAGGACAUUCAGGCGGCGCUGGACAAGGCACGGCCAAACUUACCGGUCAAGCCACUUCCGAAGAAUAAACAGCAAGCGCCGAUCGUCGAGGAGCCGACAAAGGUGGUCCGCCCAGGAACGGCCAAGGUGCAGAAGGCAGCCGCGGGAGGAGCAGCCAAGGCAAAUCCAGCUCCCACUUCCCGCAAGAAAGAGGAAGAGGUCGACACUUCACCGUUGCUGGCAAUCAACAACAUGAAGAGCCAACGCUUGCUGGACGAGCAAAAGCUAAAGGUUCUCAAGUGGACUUUCACAACUCCGCGGGAAGAGUUCACCGACCUGCUGAAGGAGCAAAUGACAUCGGCGAACGUCAACAAAGGCCUCAUUGCGAACAUGUUCCACGACGACUUUCGCUAUCAUCUCAAGGUGAUCGAUGCCCUAAUCGAGGAUUUGCCCAAAAACGACAAAGGUUUGAUCUGCAAUCUGGACCUGAUCAUGAAGUGGCUCUCGCUACGUUUCUACGACACCAAUCCGUCGGUACUGCUCAAGGGACUGGACUACCUCAACCUGGUCUUCCAGAUGCUCAUCGAGAGUCAGUACGUGCUGGCGGAGAACGAGGGCAGUUCUUUCGUGCCGCAUCUCCUCACCAAGAUCGGUGACCCGAAAGACGUCGUCCGCAACGGAGUUCGUUCGCUGCUGCGUCAAAUCUGCCUGGUUUAUCCCUUCGCGAAGGUGUUUGUCUUCAUCAUGGAUGCGCUCAAGUCGAAGAACGCUCGCCAACGGGCCGAAUGCUUGGACGAACUGGGCUAUCUGAUCGAAACGUACGGCCUAACGGUGUGUCAACCCACGCAACAGGCGGCGCUCAAGGAAAUUGCAAAACACAUCUCCGAUCGAGACAACUCGGUUCGCAACGCCGCGUUGAACACGGUCGUGCAAGCUUACUUCCUCGCCGGCGAAAAGGUCUACAAGCUGAUUGGUCAACUGUCCGAAAAGGAUCUGUCCAUGCUGGACGAGCGCAUCAAGCGGUCCAAGAAGACGGCUGCCGUGAAGAAACCUGCCACCAUCGAAAUCGUCAAGGUACCGUCCUCGGUGGAAGUGCACGCGCCCGACAGCGAUCCCGUCGUCGUGGAGGAGGAAGAUAUUGUCGUCCCUCCCAUGGAGCAGCCGGAAGAGGCCAUCCCCGUCGUACGUAAACGUAGAUCGGUUGUGUUUAACGAUACCAUCAGAUUCAAUGAUAGCACUUCGGGGCGGUUUAACGACGAGGUAGAUGAAACGGGUCAAAACGCACACAAAAGACUGCGCGAAGAGCCGAUCCUCAACAGUCCGGUUCCAACCAAGAAACCGCCGGAGGUUGUCAAUCCGCCCAGCAGACCGAGCGGUCCCUUUAAGCUGGACGAAAACGUGAUCGCCGAGAUCGAGUGUAACUGGGUUAAGGCCGAGCAGCACCGCAAGCUGGACUUGCCAAAGAUUGACGUUUCGUUCAUCUACGACUCGAUCACGGUGAUUCCGGUGCGGGGCGUGGCCUAUCCGGAGGACAAGUUCCAGCAACUGCUAGCGCGCACGUUGCACCGGCCAAUCAGUGCCCACUCGCGGGACUACGCGAUGAGUCCACCGUCGCAUCUGCGCUCGCCAGCUUACGGCGGCGGCGGAUCGAACAAGCCAAAACCAACUGCAAACUUGGCUGACGCAUUACCCAAACUGGACCCGAACCUGCUACGCAUCAUCCGCGGCAUCGGAAGCGCCGACGUGUACACCGCUCACGCCGCCAUCAACGAGCUGUCGGACAUACUCGAGUCCCAGGAGAAGCAGGCCGUCCUGCGGGACUACGAAGAGAUUUACAUACAGAGUAUACUGCAGCAGUUUAAGUACUUGCAACAGAAGCCGCUUGCGGAGUCGCUCGCCAUGUAUCAGCCGCUGCUACACAGCAUCUACUCGUUCUUUGCGUCCAAAACGCUCGGCAAGAACCUCUCGGUGAACACCAUCAAGAGUCUGAUCGCCGUACUGCUGGGCCUGAUGGCGGACAACAAGCUCGGCGGCAGCACGGACGACGCCCAGUUUACCAAGGUGGUGAACGGGAUCUGUCUGAAGAUACUGGACCGCACCAACUUUACCAACCUGAACUGUGCGUUGAUCCGGCUGCUGAAGGAAUCUUGCCAGACGAGUUGUUUGCCCAAGUUUACGGAUCUGCUCAUGAAGUGCAUUUGGCGAAACGUUAAGGUUAUCCCCGACCGCCUGCCGGACUUGGACUACGACGCGGUCCUGCUCGAGGUGCACGAGUUUAUGCUGGCCCUGCCGAGCAUAUGGUGGCAGCAGCGGCCGUCGGACACCCCCCUCCGCACCGUGAAAACCAUCAUCCACAACAUGACAAAGAUCAAGGGCAACACGAUUCUGCAGCACCUGAACAAGAUCCCGAGCCACUCCGAGCUGAACACGUACAUCCUGCGAAUACUGAAAAAUCUCAACAAAGAAUCGUCGUCGGCGGCGACGGUGGCAACCGCGAACAACCAGCAUGCCGCGGCCGUGGCCAACUCCAACAGUGAAAACAACAACACCCAGCAUCGCCACGGCAGCCGGCCGGUGCACGAAACCCACGAGGAGGUGUCGAACAUUUUCAAGCUGAUUUCCAACACGGACACCAGCCAGGAGGGGCUGGCCAAGCUGCACGAGUUUAAGUCAAGGAACGCCGACGUGGACAUUCUGCCCUUCCUGAAGGGAGCGAGCGUAAGCUUCCAAAAGUACAUCAUCGAUGGGCUGGCGGAGCUGGACGCCAAGAAUCAAGGACUCGGCGAUGGAAAUAACAAAGCCAUGGCGGGAAAUCGCGUUGCUGCUUCCACCAUCAAUCCGGACUACUGGAUGGAGCGGCUAAACUCACUCAUGACUAAAACCAACCCAGGUCAGCCGAACAGCGCCACGGUCAACGGUCAGUACUCGGACAACAAAAUCACGGACGAAAACCUUAACGUGAACCAGCUGCAGCAGCCGAAGGUGAACCUGCUGCGGAAGGAGGUCGGCGGUGGUCUCGGCUCGGGCCUGACGGUUCCCAUGGGCGGGGGAGGGGUCGGCGGCGUCGGCGGUGGUAACUCCGGCAGCAUCUCGAUGCACCGAAGAGAGCUGUUGGCACAAAAACUCGAACAGAUUAAGCAGCAAAAGUGAGCGGGCUUCACUGCUGGACGGUUUGUGUGUGAGUGAAAUUGUGCGAGGUACUAGAAAAAGAAACUACAGGAAGCGGAGAGUGAACCAGGUUGAACAAGAUGAUCAACUUGCUUUAAAUCAAUUUCUUGCUGGUCCUAAAAAAAAGAACAACAUCCAGUGUAAGUCGCGGUUGAACUUGAACUUUUUUUUUCUGUUCUAGAUUUUGUAAGUAGGUCACGACACGCAAAACGCACUUAAUCAACCAACCAACCAACAGUUUGCAGUUUGGGACGAUUGUUACUAUUGUUCCCACGCGCUUGUUUUAGUGUAGAGACUGUCUGUUUUAUGCUUUGACAGUAUUGUUUUAUUGUACCAAGACUAUUAAAAAUAGGCUGAUUAAGAUGAUGAUGAUCUACAAGAGAUGGCCUUAGAAGCAACAAAACAAAAAAGAAAACACGAACCGAUAUUCCAAUCUGUUACUUGCUUGCACUUGAACUUAUUUAUGUUUCUUUUUAGUAACCAAUUAAUAAACACCAGAACACAUACAGCUAAUCAGUAACUAUACCACAUAUAGCAAUGAAUCACCGUAAUAAAUCCUAAUUCUAAAGACACGUUACACGACAACAACUACAACACGCUACCCAGAAGCUGGCAUGCCAAGUUUUGUGAUUGUUUCUCUUACCAAUUUGACUGUUUUGAAAUCGGAGAAAAAGAGGUAAAUUUUUAAUCGAUAAGCACUGAUGUUAAGUUACGUUCCUGGCUGAAAUAAUGAGCGCGCACGCGCUGAGCUGCAGCAGUUACUGUUCAAAUUUGAUCACAUUUAGACUGAUGCAAAAGCAUACCAUUUCGAAUAGUUACGUUUAUUGAUUACGGCAGAGAGAAAACACACAAAACACAUCCAUUUAGUAUUAUUCGAAUCUCUUAAAAAACACAGAACCUAUCGUUUUCGUCCGUUCGUAAACAACCGAUAAUAAGGCGCAAGUUUUUACAACUUUACUGUUGACACGUUUUACUUUGUUUUGCUAAUCGUUCCAAGCUUUCGUUAAUCAAUCAUAUCACGAAUUUAUACCUUACUAUUUCUCUUUGAGUACGUUGAGUUUUCCGUUUGUAGUUGAAAAAAGCGAAUCACACAAAGGCACAUGCUUCAAAAAUAGUAACUGCUAAAUAUUUAAAUAAUAACACUGACAAACAAAAAAAAAAACAAGAAGCAAACUCACACACUCUGCAAAUACUACAAUAGUCAAAGUUGGGAAAAGGAAAAUGACUCAAAAGUAUGUGUACACUAGUGGCGGCGUCCAUGCCCAGUUAGGUGUGUGUGAUCGAAAAGAAUUUAUACUCAAUCGCGUUUGACUUUUUCCUCCAUCUUCUCAUAGGCGUCAUAGUUCGAGGGGGAGGUCAUCAUUCAAAUUGCCUUUUUCUUGUUUUAUCUUUGUUUGCUUGAGAACCUUUCUUUUUGUAGAAAAAAAAAAA
Molecule: messenger RNA, 8050 nt
Organism: Culex quinquefasciatus (southern house mosquito)
Lineage: Eukaryota; Metazoa; Arthropoda; Insecta; Diptera; Culicidae
Gene: msps
Product: protein mini spindles
Exons: 14
Coding region: 281-6601 (2106 amino acids)
Biological process (GO): microtubule polymerization; establishment or maintenance of microtubule cytoskeleton polarity; centrosome duplication
Cellular component (GO): centrosome; microtubule plus-end; spindle pole
Molecular function (GO): microtubule plus end polymerase activity; microtubule plus-end binding
Source: RefSeq, a predicted model, not a curated record